AGUACACAAACAACGAGGAUAUAUUGUUUGGCGACAGUAAUCUGGAAAUUAGAACCUUAUAUUUUGCCUAUCACUGUCGCUGUCAGAUGUCGCCGUAGAUUCUUUACCUUUGUCGGUCCAUUUAUCACUAUCCGUGUGACCCUUGACGAUACUUGUGAAGCGAGAGCGGUGAAUAUUUACACAAAAAGUUAGGCAUUGCCUGACAAGGACGUGACAUCAAAAUGAUGAUCUCAAGACCUCGGAGGACCCGGGAAGUUACCGGGCCUACACCUGCAUCAGUAGCAAUUAAAGCCAGACCACCAAAUGUGCGUCCUCCAGAGUACCUGAUUCUUGAAAGAAGGAAGCAGGAGGAAAAAUUGAGAGCACAUCAAGAAAUGACUAGUUAUAUGGAAGUCUGUGAUUUGAAGAAUGAAUGGGAAAGAUGGACUGAUAGAAAAAUACAGCUAAACACCGUGAAAAGGAGGGUUGAAGGACUUAUGCAGGCAAAUGAAUUCGGUGUUGAAGAUAGGAGAGAGAGGUUGCGAACAAUGUUGAGGAAUGAGGAACAACAAUACCUGGAGGAAAUGACAGCGAAGGAGGAGACAACUAUUGAGAGACAAGCCAAAAUGAGAGAGCGAGCCAAGUUUCUGAAAGAAAAGCGUGAAGGAGAACGACUACAACUUGUGCAGGACAAGCUGGACCAACAGUUCAGGAACCAGUGUGAGGAACUCAGGUCCACACUAUCCAAGAGGCAACAGGACCAGGUGUGUGCUGAGCGCCUGGAUCAACUCCGUUACAAAGAGGAGAUUGAGAUUGAGAAGGCAGCUCAGGACCAGAUGUAUGCUCAGUUAUGGGAGGAAGAUAGACUGAAGAAAGCAGAACGUGAGGAACGUGAGGCCAAAGCACAGCAUGAACGCAACCGUGAAGUUCUGGAUGUUCUUCGUAAACAGAUGGCAGCACUGGAAAAGCAGAAGGAUGAAGAACGUCUGCUCAAGGAUGAAGAGGCACAGCUGCUCAGAGAGCAGGCUGCACUGAGGAAGAUGGAGGAGCAGCAGGCGCAGGCAGAGAAGAUCAGGAAGCAGAAAGAGACACGGGAUAUGCUGGAUCUCUCCCUCAAGAUGAAGAUGAAGAAGAAGGCCAGGGAGGAACAGGAACAGCUUGCAUUUGACCUCAAGAUGCUGGAGCAACUCCUUGAGGAGUCCAGAAAUGAGGCAAUGGAACAGAUGCAGAGGAAGAGAGAAGCGCAAAGAGAGGACCGCCGUUACCGUGACUACCUGGCACAACUUAUGGCAGAGGAGAAAGCCAAGGAGAUUGAGUUAGAGCGCUUGAUCAAUGAGGAGGUGGAGAAGAUGUGGCAAAAGAGGCUAAAUCAGUGGAAGCUGGAGAGGCUGGCCCGCAAAAAGCUGCUACAGGAUGUACUUGAUGGACGUGCGGUGCAGAUCCAGGAGAGAUUGGCACAGAAUGAGCUGAGGCAGCUCGAGGCGCAGCGGGAGAAGGAGGAGCUAGUCCGCAUCAUCGAGGAGAACAAAUGUCUCGAGCAGGAGAGGGCAGAGAAGCUCUGGCAGCGGAACAUGCAGUACCAGCAUGACCUGGAGGGUCAGAUCGACCAUAACAAUCGCAUGAGAGAUGCUCAGAUACGGAGCCAGGAGGAGGAAGAUCGGCUUGGCAUGCAGGCUGAGCGCGAGUAUCAGGAGAGAAUCAAGAGUGCACUCAAGAGUGUCCAUGUUGAGAACAUGCAUCCAUUCCGUCGGCAUCUCAUGGCAAUGCAGAAUCAGGCAUAGAGCCUUUUUGGAAGGGAGAUAACUGUGGCUAAUUGCUUUUGACAAAUAGGAGGACAUGCAAUACUAAAAUUCAUAUUUCUUGCAAGUCUCAUGUGAGGUCAAUAUUUAGAGCUGUUGUGUCCUUUGAAGUGUUAUUACUUUUUAAUUGUACUGCAAUGUACAUUGUAUUUAUAGAUGAUGAUAAAUAUGCAGAUUUUAUUGUCUAAUAAUAUUUUUUAAGCGUCAACUCCGUCCAGUAAGAUUUUUGCUGUUAUAACCGACAUCAUCUGUCCUGAUGCAUCUGUUUAUGGUUAUCAUGAUGAUGGUAUUAUUGAAUGAAUGUACAUGGACUAGAAUACCGCAGACUGUUUUCUACUAAAUAUUUAGGUCCACUUGCAUCCAAAGUUGAAAAAUGUCGUAAUGUUCCUUAAGAAGUAUUAUCAAGCUUUGGGCAGUGUAACAUUAUGCAAAUCAAUGCACAGUUUAGAAAUGUUAGAUUCCAGAAUCUCCAGUGUUCACAAUUGUACAAAGACAAAUAGAAGGUAAUCUCAAUUUCACUUAUGAAGCUUCAUGGUUUCAUUCAUAUGUAUCCAGGGGAGGUGACAUAUUUGCAUUUUCUGACUUUCUCACUAGCAAAACUGUCUAUCAAAUGAGGAUUAAUUAGUAGGUAGUGAUAUAUCUGAUAUGACAUGAUAUGAAAUCCAACUAAAUCUAACUGGUGUUCACACAUCAGGAGGGUGAAGAUUUGACAGUCUGGACACAAACCAGUGAAUCUGUUUGUCCUUAUAUUGUUUGUUGAUGUUGUUUGUAAAGAUGUUUGUACACUCUGUGUAUGAUCUCUGCUGAAUUCUACUUCCAUCCUUGUUUCUUGUUACAUGAAGUUUGCAAGCAUGAGACUAUCUGUCCCUGUGUUGGUCAGGCACAAUUCAAGUCAUAACAAAAGCAUUAUUUGCUCAGAAAAAUGUGCAGAAGUUUUCAUGAACUGUACUUAUUUAAUAUUUUCCUCACUCACAAAUUCACAGUAACUGAAAUUUAACAUAGGCUGAGGUUGAUACAAAUCUAUUCACGAGUGCAAGUUGUAUAUAUUUGACACGACCAUGCAAUUCAAAUCUGUUAUGAUAUGUGUAUGUGCAUUCUUUGUUGAAUUAUAUAAAUGACCAUAUCUUAAAUUUACAAUUGUAAAUAAAGUAUAUUUAUAUCAUA
Haliotis rubra (blacklip abalone) is the source of this 2942-nucleotide messenger RNA. Its product is annotated as cilia- and flagella-associated protein 53-like. NCBI's taxonomy places the organism in Eukaryota, Metazoa, Mollusca, Gastropoda, Lepetellida, Haliotidae. The record is from RefSeq and is a predicted model, not a curated record. The transcript is spliced from 8 exons. The coding region runs from base 222 to 1760 and encodes 512 amino acids.